AUGGCGUGCCUGGCAGUGGACCCUGCCAUCCUCCUCAUCGUGGUGGGCGUCCUCACCUUCCUCAUCACCUUCUGCGGCUGCGUGGGCUCCCUGCGGGAGAACAUCUGCCUGCUGCAGGUGUUCUCCGUCUGCCUCACCAUCAUCUUCCUCCUGCAGCUGGCGGCCGGCGCGCUGGGCUUUGUGUUCUCUGAUAAGGCCCGCGAGAAGGUCAGCGAGCUCAUCAACGGGGCCAUCGUGCAUUACCGGGACGACCUGGACCUGCAGAACCUCAUCGAUUUUGGGCAGAAGGAGGUGACAGGGGGGCCUGCAGGGUUGGGACGUCCCCAUUGCCAUGUCAGGCUUACAUCUGUGGGGUGGCACAGGCUGGGGAUGUUGAAUGGCUCUUCCAAGAUGUUCCCAGUGAUGUCCUGCCUGGCAGGGGAAGGUUGGGGAGGGUUGGGGACACAAAGAGCCCUGAGUGUCCUGUCCCCCUGCCUGGGCUGGGGUCCCCUCCCCCUGAGCCCCGUGUCCUGCCCGCAGUUCAGCUGCUGUGGGGGUGUCUCCUACAAGGACUGGUCCCAGAACAUGUACUUCAACUGCACGGCCACCAACCCCAGCCGCGAGCGCUGCUCCGUGCCCUUCUCCUGCUGCCUGCACGAUGCUGACCAG
Molecule: messenger RNA, 648 nt
Organism: Zonotrichia albicollis (white-throated sparrow)
Lineage: Eukaryota; Metazoa; Chordata; Aves; Passeriformes; Passerellidae
Source: RefSeq, a predicted model, not a curated record